AAUUAAUUUUAACACAACCAAAAUAGUAAACUGAGUGAGAAGGAACGUAUAGUUAUUCCAAACAAAAUUGAAAGUGCAGUGCAGAAAGAACGGGUAUCAUAUCAUCAUCGGUGUGCCAAUAUGAGUUUUCUUUUCGGCAGUAGAAAAACUCCCGCCGAGCUUUUGAGGGAAAAUAAAAGGAUGCUAGAUAAGUCUAUUCGAGAAAUUGAAAGAGAAAGACAAGGCUUGCAGUCUCAAGAAAAGAAAUUGAUUGCAGAGAUUAAGAAGAGUGCCAAACAAGGCCAAAUGGGUGCUGUGAGGGUUAUGGCGAAAGAUCUUAUCAGAACUCGUCAUCAGAUUGACAAGUUCUACAAGCUUAAAUCGCAACUUCAGGGUGUUUCUUUGAGAAUUCAGACGCUUAAAUCUACUCAAGCGAUGGGGGAAGCUAUGAAAGGAGUGACUAAAGCGAUGGGUCAAAUGAAUAGGCAGAUGAAUAUGCCUUCAUUACAGAAGAUAAUGCAAGAGUUCGAAAUGCAGAAUGAGAAGAUGGAAAUGGUUUCUGAGGUGAUGGGAGAUUCAAUUGACGAUGCUUUAGAAGGCGAUGAAGAAGAGGAAGAGACCGAUGAUCUUGUGAAUCAGGUUCUUGAUGAGAUUGGAAUCGAUAUCAACUCUGAGCUUGUGAAUACACCCGCAUCAACCUCAAUCGCUGCACCAGCGGCAAAGAACAAGGUUGCUCAGGCUGAACCAUCCGGCAAUGACGAUGGUGGAAUAGACGAUGAUCUACAGGCUAGGUUAGAUAACCUGAGAAAAAUGUGAUAUCUGUACGAGUAUUUGGAUAAGUGGUUCAAAGAAGCAUGAAAAUAAUGAUUAUAGAUAAAAUCAGGAUAUCGUUUUAGUCACAUUUGUAUUUUUUUCUGGUUCGGAGCUACCUUAUUUAUGUAAAGAGUAAAGCUAAAUGUUACACUCUUGAAUAUAAAUUGAAGGAAAGUUUUAAUUUGCCACUGCACAAUUUCUAUGAUCCAAAAGAAACAAACACCUGAUCAUAAAUCUUCGAAACAUAUACGAGGAACAAUGAAAA
Messenger RNA from Vicia villosa (hairy vetch), 1057 nucleotides. Its product is annotated as vacuolar protein sorting-associated protein 2 homolog 1-like. Gene Ontology annotation, cellular component: multivesicular body; ESCRT III complex. Gene Ontology annotation, biological process: protein transport; endosome transport via multivesicular body sorting pathway; late endosome to vacuole transport. The transcript is spliced from 5 exons. The coding region runs from base 121 to 795 and encodes 224 amino acids. NCBI's taxonomy places the organism in Eukaryota, Viridiplantae, Streptophyta, Magnoliopsida, Fabales, Fabaceae. The record is from RefSeq and is a predicted model, not a curated record.